CACCUGAAGAAAUUGAAGUGCGUACAUUUAAACAAAAUAUAAAACGUAGAGUUAUAAAUGAAACAACAGCAAUAGCUAAAAUUUAUGAUGAAGAACUUGCUCGGCAACCAAUGUCACAAACAGCAGCUGCUAUUAUUCCAUCAUCAUAUGAAGCAAGUUUAAAUCGUGCACGUAGAAAAAUGACACCAAUAUUACCAAAGUCAUAUGUAUUUGAUAUACCAGCGCAAUAUCAGGUUACACUUGGUGACGAACAGUUUUUAUUAUGUGAUAAAACAUUACAUAAUAAACGUUUAUUAUUAUUUGGUACAGAUCAACAAUUAACAUUUCUAUUUUCUGCCAAACAUAUUAUGAUGGAUGGUACAUUUGAUACAUGUCCACCCUAUUUUGAUCAAGUUUAUACUAUUCAUGCUAUUAAACAUGAAAAAGGUUAUCCAUGUGUCGUUGGUUUAUUAUGUGAUCGUAAAGCUCGUACUUAUACACAAUUAUUUCGUGAAUUGAAACAUCAUGCUACUCGUUUAAAAACAACAUUUAAUCCAAAUACAAUAACAAGUGAUUUCGAAAAAGCUUUAAUCAAAGCUGUUGCUGAUGAAUUUCCACAAGCACGACAUGUCGGCUGUUAUUUUCAUUUUACACAGGCUCUCUAUCGUAAUAUACAAAAACUUGGUUUAACAACGGCUUAUCGCGAUAGUGAAAGUACAAGAAUUGUAUGUCGAAAGUUAAUGGCAUUACCAUUAUUACAAUUAAAUGAUAUUGAAUUGGCAUUUGAAGAUUUAAAAGAUGAUUCACCUGUUACAUUACGCGAUUUAUUUAAUUAUUUUGAAAAUUUUUGGAUGACAGACAUACCACUUCAUCUUUGGAAUGUAUCUGAUCUUCAAAUUCGAACAAAUAAUAAUUGUGAAGGUUGGCACAAUAGAUUCAACAUUCGUGUGAAUAAACAUCAUCCAAAUAUAUGGCAUUUUAUCAAUUGUUUAAAACAAGAAGAAGUCUAUUUUCGUCAUCAAGUAAUACAAAUGCGAGCUGGUGCAACUGGAAGACAAAAAACAAAAAAGACAAAUUGCGUGCAGCGUCGUAUUGAUACUCUUAGUGAUCGUUAUGAAAAUGAUGAAAUAAAUUUAGAAGAAUAUUUAGAAGGUUUAUCAUUUGGUGUUGCUAAAGAUAAAACAAAAAAAAUAAAUAAAAAAUGA
Molecule: messenger RNA, 1184 nt
Organism: Didymodactylos carnosus
Lineage: Eukaryota; Metazoa; Rotifera; Eurotatoria; Philodinida; Philodinidae
Source: the annotation of a GenBank genome assembly